AGCGUCCCUGCCUACUGUAAGUGCUCGACCAAUCGUGUAGGACUUAAAGCCUCCCGCUCACAGGAACUAAGGAUCAAUAUUACCGCAGAAUACAUAAAGUCUGGACAGCAACUGUCAGUCAAUGAGCAGGUACUAUAGUAUAUUAUUGGAGUUAUCAGCGCGCAUUCCGUUAUCAAACAAAAAUACCAAAGUGUGAAUGGGGAUCAACGUGUUAGAUUGCAACCUUUUUAUAUCGAUACACGGCUGACCUAGGUGUGAGAGAACCGAUAUACAACCUUCACAAUGGGUUAAAUUAGUGGUAUGCUGAUAGCUUUACGGGGGAGACGUCCAGGUGUUAAAUCUCUGUGUUCCAUACCAUUUCAUUUCUUAAUUAUGAAUAGUGUUGGUUUUAAAUGAUAUGAGAUGGAACGUUUACAAUUUGCAAGGAAUCAUAUAUCCAUACCACUGGUGAUGAAUGUUCUUUGCCAAAAUUUUCAGCACAGACAUUUUUUGCAAAAUUCAAGUCAUGGAUUUUAUCAAUUAAUUCAAGUGAGAACACAAAUGAUUUCUCAGUACCGGAGCAGGAUAUGAGCGGAUAUGCUGGGUGUUAUGGCAUCAAAAACCAUCAGGAAAAUUCGAAGAAAGUCGUGGUGCACCUUCGUUUCUGCAGUGUGCUCUCUUGUCGUACUGUGUCUCUUUAGUAUCAAUAAUCAACUUUUGUCUUUUGAAACUUGGGAUUCCAAAAAAAUUCCCUCCACUAAAUUUUACUCAAUGCCUCUGGAAAUGGGACAUCAUUACAGAAACUUACAAAAUGUCAUACAUUAUGGUAAUGUAAGUCAAAUCCAAUCUGGGGUGAUCAGCGAAGGAACAUCAUUCAAAAAAGUGUUCACAAACGAAGAGGCAAGGGGGAAUACAUUGACAGAGGAAGAAAAAGUCUCCGGAAAAACAGACAAACUAUCAUUAAAGGACAAGGAAAAGGAGAGAAAACGUCGCCUUCCUCAAGCUAUAAUUAUAGGAGUGAAAAAGGGCGGAACCCGUGCCUUGUUGGAAUUUCUACGUGUCCACCCAGACGUUAGGGCUACUGGUCCAGAGCCGCACUUCUUUGAUAAACACUAUCACAAAGGGCUUGAUUGGUACAGAAUGCUUAUGCCAGAAACGAUGCCAAACCAGCUCACAAUAGAGAAAACCCCGAGUUAUUUCGUUACAAAGGAGGUGCCGUCAAGGAUUUUCAGAAUGUCUAAUUCAACCAAGCUUUUAAUAGUGGUCAGGGACCCGGUGACCCGUGCCAUUUCAGACUACACCCAAAUUCUUAGCAAACAUGGUGGGAAAAUCAAGUCAUUUCAAAGUUCUGCUUUCUUGAAUAACGACACUACAAAAAUUAAUACGUCAUGGAUUGUGAUAAGAAUUGGUUUAUAUGUCAAGCAUCUAGAGAACUGGUUAUCUGUGUUUCCUUUGAAACAGAUUCAUUUUGUUCACGGUGAGAACUUAGUGACGAAUCCGGGGGAGGAAAUGAGGAAAGUACAAAAAUUUUUAGGAUUAAAACAAUUCAUAACAGAGCAGCAUUUUAUAAUGAAUAAAAGUCGAGGAUUUCCGUGUAUCAAGAAGAAAAUAACCAACAAAAGGGGACACUGCUUGGACGACACUAAAGGGCGUAAACACCCACAACUGCCAGAAGAGGUCACAUCCUCUCUCAGACGUUUUUAUCGUCCAUAUAAUGAAAAAUUUUACCAAGUCACAAAUAUAAAUUUUAACUGGACGUAACAUUUGAUAUGCCAUUUCAUGUUUUUUUCUGAUACUGAAAUUUCCCAUUUAUUUCAUCGACAACCAUGUACCGAUUCCAAGUGGAACACAUAAAGUCGAUAUAAGGAUGUGUUGUAACAGUGUAAAGAAC
Messenger RNA from Saccostrea cuccullata (small rock oyster), 1870 nucleotides. RefSeq names its product heparan sulfate glucosamine 3-O-sulfotransferase 6-like. Gene Ontology annotation, molecular function: [heparan sulfate]-glucosamine 3-sulfotransferase activity. Bases 577 to 1740 code for a protein of 387 amino acids. Lineage: Eukaryota; Metazoa; Mollusca; Bivalvia; Ostreida; Ostreidae. The record is from RefSeq and is a predicted model, not a curated record. The transcript has 2 exons.